This is a messenger RNA of Pogoniulus pusillus (Red-fronted tinkerbird), 1203 nucleotides long. RefSeq names its product gap junction protein alpha 8 (gene GJA8). The transcript has a single exon. The coding region runs from base 1 to 1203 and encodes 400 amino acids. Gene Ontology annotation, cellular component: connexin complex. Gene Ontology annotation, molecular function: gap junction channel activity. Gene Ontology annotation, biological process: gap junction-mediated intercellular transport; cell-cell signaling. Lineage: Eukaryota; Metazoa; Chordata; Aves; Piciformes; Lybiidae. The record is from RefSeq and is a predicted model, not a curated record.
AUGGGUGACUGGAGUUUCUUGGGAAACAUUUUAGAGCAGGUGAACGAGCAAUCCACUGUCAUCGGGAGAGUUUGGCUCACGGUGCUCUUCAUAUUCCGCAUCCUGAUCCUGGGAACGGCUGCUGAGCUAGUGUGGGGAGACGAACAGUCAGACUUUGUGUGCAACACCCAGCAACCUGGUUGUGAGAACGUCUGCUAUGAUGAGGCUUUCCCCAUCUCCCACAUCCGUCUCUGGGUCCUGCAGAUCAUUUUUGUAUCCACGCCUUCGCUUAUGUAUUUUGGGCAUGCAGUGCACCAUGUCCGCAUGGAGGAGAAAAGGAGAGAGAGGGAGGAAGCUGAGAGGCGUCAGCAAGCUGAGGUGGAUGAAGAAAAGCUGCCCCUGGCUCCCAAUCAAAACAAAGGCAAUAACCCUGAUGGGACCAAGAAGUUCCGCCUGGAGGGUACUCUCCUGAGAACCUACAUCUUCCACAUCAUUUUCAAAACCCUCUUUGAGGUAGGAUUCAUAGUAGGUCAGUACUUCUUGUAUGGCUUCCGAAUCCUCCCCCUCUACCGCUGUGGACGCUGGCCCUGUCCCAAUCUCGUGGACUGUUUUGUCUCCAGGCCCACAGAGAAGACCAUCUUUAUUAUGUUCAUGCUGGUGGUGGCUUCUGUGUCCCUCUUCCUCAACCUGGUGGAGAUCAGUCACUUGAUCCUGAAAAGGAUCCGGAGGGCUCUGAGAAGACCAGCGGAGGAACAGCUUGGGGAGGUCCCAGAGAAGCCACUCCAUGCCAUCACAGUCUCCACCAUCCCAAAGGCCAAAGGAUACAAGCUGCUGGAAGAAGAGAAGCCAGUGUCUCACUAUUUCCCACUCACAGAAGUGGGGGUGGAACCCAGUCCUCUUCCAUCAGCCUUCAAUGAGUUUGAGGAGAAGAUCGGGAUGGGACCAUUGGAAGAUCUCUCUAGGGCAUUCGACGAGAGGUUACCCUCAUAUGCACAAGCAAAGGAACCAGAAGAGGAAAAGGUAAGAGCAGAGCAGGAGGAAGAACAAGAAGAGGAGCAGCCAAGACCUCAGGAAGAGCCAGGGGUGAAGAAAGCAGAGGAGGAGGUGGUGAGCGAUGAAGUGGAAGGGCCUCCAGCUCCUGCUGAACUUGCUACUGAUAUGAGACCCCAUAGCAGGCUAAGUAAAGCCAGCAGCCGGGCUAGGUCAGACGACUUGACUGUAUGA